Oreochromis aureus is the source of this 2848-nucleotide messenger RNA. RefSeq names its product dr1-associated corepressor. NCBI's taxonomy places the organism in Eukaryota, Metazoa, Chordata, Actinopteri, Cichliformes, Cichlidae. The record is from RefSeq and is a predicted model, not a curated record. Gene Ontology annotation, biological process: positive regulation of transcription by RNA polymerase II; transcription by RNA polymerase II; negative regulation of transcription by RNA polymerase II. Gene Ontology annotation, molecular function: RNA polymerase II general transcription initiation factor activity; core promoter sequence-specific DNA binding; transcription corepressor activity. The coding region runs from base 753 to 1271 and encodes 172 amino acids. The transcript has 6 exons. Gene Ontology annotation, cellular component: negative cofactor 2 complex; nucleus.
AGACUGGGAGGAAGCUUUCAGGCUCUCUUCUGUUGAAUCAGCUUCCAGUUUGGACUUUUUGGACACCCUCUCUACUUUUAAGGUUAGGCUUAAAAUUUUGUUUUUUGAUAAAGAUUAUAGUUAGUGUUGGAUAAGGUGACCCUGAACCAUCUCUUGAUUAUACUGGAAUAGGCCUAUAGGCUGCUGAGGCCUUCCCAUAUCCCAUGGAUUGAGUGUUUCUACUUUAUUUGUCUUUCUUCCCUCUCCAAGUGUUUAUCCAACUCUAUUGAAUUUGAUCAUUAGCGAUGAUUAAACUCUGGCUUUUUCUCCCAUGUGUGUGUUUUGUCCUGUCUCACGCCGCUCUUAUCUCUUUCCAAUCACCCCAACCCCUGAGCCUGGUUCUGCUGGAGGUUUCGUGCUGUUAAAAAGGAGUUUUUCCUUUCAACUGUUGCCAAGAGUUUGCUCCUAGGGGGCCAUCUGAUUAUUGGACUUUUGUUUCUAAUAUUGUAAGGUCUUUACCUGACAAUGUAAAGCGUCUUGCUGAGAAUGUUGUUGUGAACUGGUACUAUAUAAAUACAUUUGAACUGACAUUAAUGGUAUUUAAAGUCCUACAUAGUUAACGUUUUGAAAUUUUUUAAAACCAUUUUUAGCAUAUGAGUUGUUAACGCGCGUGUGAUGACGUCACUGUCGGGGUCAGGACAGGUUGACUUCAGGUGUGUGUUUUUUCUUUUCUGGGUCAUUUUUGCGGGGUUCUUCCUGCUGAAGGUAAACAAAUGGACGAAGCAGCGAUUUGCGGUAAAAAUAUGAAAAAUGUGUUCGAGCGGCGCGGAUUAAAGCGACGAAAAUGCCCGGACAGAAGAGAAGAUAUAACGUACGCUUCCCUCCUGCGCAUCAAAAAAAUCAUGCAGAAGGACACUGAGGUGGGCCGGAUGGCGAUGGCAGUUCCUGUAAUCAUAUCUCGGGCCUUGGAGAUAUUCCUGAAGUCUCUGCUGACCAAAACCUGUGUGAUUACAGAGUCCAAGCUCAGCACUGUUGUGUCUGUGGCUCACAUGAAGCAAUGCAUAGAGUCUGAAAAGCUCUUCCAUUUUCUCAAAGACUUGGUAGCACAAACCACGCCUACAACCCAGAAGGACAACAGAGGCAUGAGUAUGUGGCCUUUAUACAGGAACAAACAGCAUGAAGUUUCUGUUAAAAAACCACCUGAAGUGGAGGAAAUGGCUCCGCAAGGUAGCCUCGACUCACUUGACAACGACUCGAGUGCCAGCGAGUCGGAGCUCUACAUCUGCUUAUGACUGUGCAACCAGCGGAAGCCGCUGUGAAGUCACAGCAGCGCCUCAUUUCAUUAUGUCACUUCUCCUUACAUUUGUCUUUUGUCUCUGCUGUCCUGGAUCUUGGUCACAAAUAAGUGAGGCUAAGAAAUCACAAUGCUUCAGCUGACAUCGACAUACAAGUUGUUUCGUUAGCUCAAGUCCAGCUUUUGGAUAAAUAAAGGGUUUAUUUUCUUGGGAGGAUAAGGGAACUUUGGAGCAGAUAUAUUUUAGGAUCACUUGAAUCUUUUGUGGAAGUUUGCACUGAGUUGUCAAUUUUUUUUUCCUUCUUGCUGAUUAGGAAAUUGUGUUUAUAGAGCAGUACAUGCUUGUAAUGCUAUUUAGAUUACAAUAUUGAGUUUUGAGAUUAUUCUGGAACACUUUUAGACAGUGUGCAGCUUUUUUUUUUUUUUACUGUAUUUUGAAGAUGUAUAUUUUUUGAUACGAAUUAGACGCUUUCACAAUGUAUUACUUUAUUUUUUGCUUGUUUUUGUUUUCUGGUAGGACUUGUGGGAUGUGCAGCAAUCUUUAAAACCAAACUAAGUGCUUAUUUUAAGAAAUAGUGGCCUUUGUGGUGUCUAUUUUUAGAGCACUUGUAAAUUAAAGUUUUAAAGAUAUUUGCAUAUGAAAUGAAAAUAAAUAACGUAUGUAAAUAAAUAAUUGGAAUCUCCAGAUAGUUCAAAUGUAAAGAAGUUGAAUAAAAACAAGUCGCAAGCAUAUAGGGAUUGGUUUAUUCCAAUAAACUAACCUUUUUACACUGUGAUGGCGUGAAAUGAGGAAUAAAUAGAUGCACUCUGUUCUGAAAGGUUAUUUUUACUGGAAUUUUUUUUUUUAACAUUUUGAAACCAAAUACAGCAAAAACAUCUCUCUUUAGUUGCUACGCAGUGACCUGCAUGAGGAGGUGAAACGGUUUCCAUGUCCCAGCACCGAUGAAGUUCGCUAACGUUCCUCCUGCUGAUCCACGCUGACAGACGCUACACUCGUAAUGAGCAUCAAAUCUAGUCUCAAUGGAACAAGCUGAAGUACAGUCCUGCUCGGCUGCAGGUGACCAGACGUCAUUCUUCCACAUGGGGGACAGUUUGGAAUGAAAACAUGCAUCUUGGCUUAAAGCAUCUUCACUACAAUGACACUCAAAAUGAGCAAUACAAGUAAAAAAUAAACAUUCAUUUUUUAAACAUUGUUUUUCAAAUAAAAGAAAACAAACAUUUCUGUUUAUCUCCUGCAAUAAUUACAUAUUUAUAGACGUGGAGGCCAAUUUGCAGUAGUGGUGCGAUAGAUCCCCCUUUGUUUUAUUCAAUCCAUUAUUUAUCCCGAGUCCCAAAGGCACAGUCCAUUCAUUCUCCUUUGAACAACUGAUCCAAAUACUGAAGGAGGGGGAACAAAAACAAAGUUUGAUUUUAAAUACGCUCAGAAAAGAAAACAUUUACACACAGAGAGGUGAUGGAUUGGCCUCACUUAUGCUGUCUCUUCUGUUAAGUCGUGCUCUGAGUUUACAGUCGGAUGUGCCAGAGAUCGAAGGACAAAAGAUUAAAAAUCCAAAACAGGAAAGAAACCCAAAACAA